AUGUUCUUGACCUUGCGCCGUCUUUCUUCCGCUCAGACUUUGGUCAGACGACCUGUCUUUACCAGAAAUGCACCCUUAUUAACUCGGCUGAUGCCUUUCCACUCUACCAUGGCAUGCACAAACGAACCUUCUAGCGAGCCGGCUAGCGAAUCUGCUAGCGAAUCUGCUGCAACCGGACCCAAUACCACUACCAAACUUGCAAAAUCCAAAGCAAAUAAGAAGGCUGUACCUGAAAUGCUUUCACCUGAACGCCUACAGGCUAUUAUGCAGAGACUUGUAGAAUCACCACCAUCUCAGUCUCUUGAGGCUGAACGAUCAGAUCUUAUUAUGGAGAUCGAUUCACAUCGAAUUAAUAGUAAUCCUCGAGGAAUCAGCGCAGAAAGAUACAACAAAUUGAUCGAGCUCCUUAACCGAUGUUACAAUGUCGCUCAAUUGCGCGAAUAUAUAAAGGCAAAAGGGAUCGCCCCCAAGAAACUUAAACGAGCAGUACUUCGACAGAUCGCGAACGAAUGCUGGGGUGUACUCUCAGAAGAACAAGUGCAUAAAGAAUUGAAAAGCCUUAAGGCACGUCAGGUCAGACAGCAGGUUUCAGCAUCAAAGGAGGAAUUGUUCUUUGUGAUUGGUAACAAUGGUGCUACUCUUCGCAACAUUGAGAAUAUGAGCAAGGCUACCAUCACAAUUGACGUGAGCAAGUCACAGUAUGUCCUGGAAGGCCUUCCAGAAGAAGUUGAGAUAGCUAGACAAGAAAUUAAAUCCUGUUUGCCGAUCGUCAAAAAGGAAUAUGAUAUUCCUCAAUUGAAAGAUGAUAUGGCAAAAACUGAUUUUGCGGUACAAUCAAAGAACUUGCUUUCAGACAUUUCUAAAAUAUCAAAUACCUAUAUUAGUAUAAAUGACGGAAAGUUUCAUAUUGCCGCAUUAUCCCAAAAGUCCCUGGAUAGUAGCAAACGUCAAUUAGAGUUGGUUUUGACAGAGAUGGGCUACACUGACAAGAAGCCUUUGUCUGUGUCUGAUCAUACUUUAAUUGCCAUCUCCAAAGAUCUUACAAACUUAUCUGUAAAGCCAAAAGACUUUUAUUCACUUACCCCUAUUCACGACGCCUCAGCUAUGCCAUUAUCAGCCAGAAACGUUGGGUGGAGUAGAGUUGUGCAUGAUACUAACCAUGAUCAAUAUCGGCCUUUUGGCUCCCAGCAUCAGGAAUCUUUAUUACGAAUGGUUUCAAACAAAAGCGAAUCAGAACAGUCGACCAUUGAAUUCUCUAAAAUUGCAGACCUUUUACGUGACACAUUGAAAGUAUCAGAUGAAACCAAAGAGAAUAUUUCUGUAGAAGCCUUCUUUGGUCAUUUAUUGCUCAAGAACCCUGUCACAAACCAAGCACAAAUGAAUUUACUGACCCCAGGUCUGGAAGGUUCUUUUGGUUUUGAGCAAUUCCAAAACAUUAUGAAUGAACGAUAUUACGAACGACGUAUCUUUUUCCCCACAACCCCUCCAGCAAACUUUGUGACUCCUUUAAUUCCUAUUGAAGUUGACGGAAGUCUCCACAAGCGUAUUAUCCAAGCUCAUUAUGUCAAUACAUCUUUUUUAACGAGCCUUGACCCAAGAAGUAAAGACAAUGGCCUGGAGCGUUUGACUGUAGAAUUCUCGGAACAAAACGAUGGGUCUAUUAAACUCGAUCGUGUUUUGGGAGAGCAUGGUAGAGCUGCUGUGGAUGCUAUCUGUGUAUCUGGACGAAUCGAUAUGCGUAUCCUCGCCAAGCGUUACAGCUUGUACACAAAUGAACAAUUGGCUACUCCUGAGGGUUAUGUAAACCUUCCGUUACCCAGUUCUGUAGAAGAAUUGAUCAAAAAGUGUAGCCUCAUAGGUAACAACCAAAGUCAAGACAAGACAAGACAAGACGUCGCUCACACUUAUUACUUUAGAUAUAACGAAUUAUCUUGUCCAAAUUUCUGGAGCCAAGAUAAUGUUGCUGGAUCAAACAUGGCUCUAGUAGAUGUGUCCUUUAAAAACGAACGUCAGCAUUUGAUUGACGAUUGCUUAGUAACCUUGAGUCACACACAAAAACAAGAAGGCCACACAGGCUUUAAUGAAUUAAAGGUUACUCAUGUUACUGAAGAUGCUGCUAAGAACAAUUACUUGCCUGUCAAGAAUGGACUUGCAUCUUGGAAAAAUAUGGCGAGCACAUUAGAACACCUGGCUAGACGAUGGGAGUAUUAA
This is a messenger RNA of Phycomyces blakesleeanus NRRL 1555(-), 2211 nucleotides long. RefSeq lists its product as hypothetical. The record is from RefSeq and is a predicted model, not a curated record. Lineage: Eukaryota; Fungi; Mucoromycota; Mucoromycetes; Mucorales; Phycomycetaceae. The transcript has 10 exons. Gene Ontology annotation, molecular function: RNA binding. The coding region runs from base 1 to 2211 and encodes 736 amino acids.